AUGGUUUUCUUUCUUUCUAUCUUUCUUUUCCUUUCGUUAUACUUAUAUUUUCGUAUACAUUGUUUACUUACAACUAUAUCCUUUCUUUUCCUUAACUCCAUUCACGUUUUUUUUUUAAAUCAAAUUCCUCCCUUCUUUCUUCUUUUCUUCCCUCACCCGUUAAUGUGUCCCUUGCUGACCAUUGGUCCUUUUCUUUCUGUUUUUACUUACAUAUCUUUCUUUUUUUUACUUUCUCUUUAUACGUUUUUCUCUUUUCUGCCUUUCUUUCUUUUUUCUUUCUUUCUUAAUUUCUUUUUCUUUCUUCCUUCCUUUCCUUCUUUACGUUCUUUUUACUUAUAUUUCUUUCUUUUACUUUCUUUUACUUAUAUUUCUUUCUUUCUUUCUUUCUUUCUUUCUUUCUUUCUUUUUUCCUUUUUUCUUUUUUCUUUUCUCCCAUAUCUUUCUUCUUUUUUUCUUUCUUCCCAUAUCUUUCUUCUUUACUUUCUUUCUUUCUUAUCUUUCAUUCUUUUCGCAUACAUUUUUAUAUUUAAUAAUUUUAUUUUUCCCACUUUUCGUUUCUCACUUUCCUAUCAAAAUUCUUCUAUUGCUUUUAUUCUUUUCACUUUUUCAUUCUUCUCUUAUAUUCUUAUUCUUCUCCUUUUAUAUUAUUUCUUCAUUCCCCACUCUUCCUCCCCUUCUUCUCUUCCUCCUCCUCCUUAUUUUUCUAUAUUUUUUUUUAAGUCCCUUUACGUUGAUUUAUAUUAUAGUGUCGAUUUUCUUCUCAACAGACUUCUUCUUCAUUCUCUACUCCUCCCCACCUUCUUCUCAUUUUUCUAUAUUUUAAGUCCCUUUAAGAUGACUUCUUUUUCUACUUCUUCUUCUUCUUCUUCUUCUUCUUCUUCUUCUUCUUCUUUUACUUCUUCUUCUCACUUUUCUACAUUUUGUUUCAGUGCUUUUACGAUGUUUUUAUAUUUUCGAUUUUAUUUUUAUUUUUCUUCUUCUUUUCACUUUUUUAUAUUUUCUUUAAGUGCUUUUAUAAUGUUUUUCUCAUGUUGUCGAUUUUCUUCUUCUUCUUCUUCUUCUUCUUCUUCUUCUUCUUCUUCUCUUCUUCUUCUUCUUCUUCUUCUUCUUUCCUAA
Molecule: messenger RNA, 1116 nt
Organism: Acanthosepion pharaonis
Lineage: Eukaryota; Metazoa; Mollusca; Cephalopoda; Sepiida; Sepiidae
Source: the annotation of a GenBank genome assembly